GGCGGGCUGGCCGCUCAUCCGGACACUGGGCGGGCAGAGAGGUGCCAGGGUGGCAGCACUGGGCAGCACCGAGGUGCAGAGAUGAGAGCACCCUACUCGCUGUCCUGCCUGUUCCUCCUGAGCCUGGGAGCCUGCUUCCCCCCGGGCGAGCGGUGGGAGCCGGGCCCGCCGGGGGAAGGGGCUGUGCUCGCUCCCGGCUGGCAGACGGCGGCGGAGGGCCGGGGUCCCGGCUGGAGGGCAGGGGCACAGCGGAGGAGAAGCGAGGAGCUGGAUGCGCUGCUGAGCAUCGCCCGGGAGCUGCGGGGAUACGGCACGGCCGGGGCCGGGCAGCGGCCGGGCAGGCGGGGGGGCCCCGAGCUGCUGCCCGGCGGAGGGGAGAAGCGCAGCGGCACCCUGGGCAACCUGGCGGAGGAGCUCACUGGCUACAACAGGAAAAAAGGGGGCUUCACCUUCCGCUUUGGGAGAUGAGAGCCUGGACUUGGUUCCCUCCAUCCUGCGGGUCACCCCGUCCCGUCCUUCCCUCCCGUCUCACCUGGGUUUGCUUGGACAGAAGGGUACUGGGGGGUUUUGCUGCCGGGGUUGCCUUGGGGAGGGGGGACGCUGCGUUUGCUCCACUCCCAGCUCUGCUCGAGAUCUCCCAUCCCUGCUCCCGACAGAUUCGAUGGAAGAAGAGGAGGGUGCCUUAAGGAGGAAUAACCAAAUCCCUUCCCUGAUCACACAGAGCUUUUGCUGGGGCACAGGGAAAGGGCCUGGUGCUGCAGGGCUGGCAGAGAGCAGGGAUGGCACAAGGGCGUGGGCAGGGGUGGCAGGCCAGGCAGCAAGGCUGGAGGCUUACAGCAGGAUAAUUCUGGUGCUGACAGUCCCCAGGGACUGCCUGUAGUCCAGGGCCAGCCGUCAGGGAGGAGAGGGUCCCUCAGAGCUCUCCACCGAGUUGCUGCUCUCCUGCCUAUUAAGGAAAAGUCCCUCCGGCAGCAAAUUCUGCUUAGUGUCAAGAUGCCUCUUACACGAGGCAGCUCCUGCCUGCAAAACCAGGGCAGAGCAGCAGGGUUCAAGAAAAUCUUGUCCUUACUGAGCCUGGAAAUCUGCCCUGCACCACCAGCCCUGUCACAGCCCCAGCACCCUGCUGCUGCCCUGAUCCCCAAACUCCUCCCCAGGGUGAGACAGCCAUGCCUGACCUUCAAUGUCCUUGUCACACCACCCCAGCUCCUGCCUGACAGCCUGGCCCUUCCAACGCCUUCCUGGCCUCAUCACCUCCUAUAAUCCCAGCUGCAUCCCAGAAUUUUGGGUGCAGAAGGACUGAAUGAGAACUCCUGCACCUUCCAGGACCACUGAGAGGUGCUCAGUGUCACUGGUGCUGCAGUCACCGGUGGUGCAGCUUUGGGAACCAUUAACCCCAAAAGCCAGCACGGGAAAAGCCCCACAGCCCAACCACUGCUUUCCCCAUUUUCGGGCAGAUUUAGCUCUGCCAGUCCCAGUUUUCCCUGUGCCUGCCAGAGGUACCAGCAAUCAGAGCUCUAACUACCUGCUGCAGGCACUAACAGCAACUUGCACACCGAGCCACUGCUGAUACUUCAUUGCAGGCACAAAAAUGAGCCGGGAGAUGAUUUGCAAGCGCUAAAUUGCACCCUCAAAAAUCAGAGACCGUGGCAGGACUUGGUUGGGGGAGUAAAAAGAUUUAAAAAAACCCUAAAUCAGGCUGCAAGAGGUGCAUUGUAAUAUCCAUCAAGCAGACAGACCACUUAAUGCAGUGCUGCGUGAGUCGUUCUGGCAGCAGCAGCAGGGGCUGAGGCUGAGUGGAGGAGCUGGAACCCAGGGGAAAGCAG
This is a messenger RNA of Catharus ustulatus (Swainson's thrush), 1823 nucleotides long. RefSeq names its product pyroglutamylated RFamide peptide (gene QRFP). Lineage: Eukaryota; Metazoa; Chordata; Aves; Passeriformes; Turdidae. Gene Ontology annotation, molecular function: orexigenic neuropeptide QRFP receptor binding. The record is from RefSeq and is a predicted model, not a curated record. The transcript has 2 exons. Bases 82 to 468 code for a protein of 128 amino acids.